This is a messenger RNA of Striga asiatica, 489 nucleotides long. The record is from the annotation of a GenBank genome assembly. NCBI's taxonomy places the organism in Eukaryota, Viridiplantae, Streptophyta, Magnoliopsida, Lamiales, Orobanchaceae.
AUGGCGGCUUCAAAUCCCGUUCACGUCGUGAUUUUGCCGUUCCCAGCUCAUGGCCACAUCAAGCCGAUGCUCAUGCUUGCCGACCUCUUCACCGGCGCCGGCCUCUCGGUCACCUUCGUCAACACCGAGCACAACCACCGCCGCAUCGCCGACCACCGCCGCCGCCGCCCCGCCGUUGAGUUCCUCCCCAUCCCCGACGGCCUGCCGCCGGACCACCCCCGGUCGGGAUUAUCCAUAAUCGACCUCUGCUCUUCCAUCGUCGCCGCCGGCGGUCCCGCCCUCAAGACCCUGGUCGCCUCUAUGAGGCCGGCGCCGGCGUGCAUCAUCUCCGACGGGAUGAUGUCGUUCGCCGUCGAUGUGGCGGAGGAGGUCGGGGUCCCGGCCGUCGCCUUCAGGACCUACAGCGCCACCUGCACCUGGACGACCCUUCAUCUCCGGCGGAUUGUCGAGGACGGCGAGAUUCCGAUUUCUCUCGGUAAUUUGAUUUAA